AUGGCCCCGAGCAGAACCACUGAGAUCUACCCGCCUGAGUUGACCGCAGCAGAAUCUGACCAACUUCUUUCCUCCAUAAAAGACUGGACUAUUGCCAAUGGCUUAGCCGUAAGACCCUUGCCUUCUCUUGUUUCCGCCGAAGCAGAUCCGCACGGGAUUUUAGCAACCACUGCCCCAGUCACUUUGUUCCCGAGUCCCUUCCCCCGAAUAUGUUUCGAACAGGCCAAAUCUAUACAAAGGGCCUACAACCAGCUAUACGCAUCAAUCGCACAAGAUGAAGAAUUUUUGCAAGGCAUUGUUGAAGAAAUUUUGGAAGUCGACGACUUUAUUGCUGAGUUAUGGCGAGUACAUUUAAACGUCAAAGAAGAGGGCUAUGUACAGAACCUCUCCUUGGGUUUGUUCCGGUCCGACUACAUGGUGCACCAAGCCACUCAGGAUAGCACUCCUGCUAUCAAACAAGUGGAAUUCAACACUAUUGCAUCCUCAUUCGGUGGCCUGUCAUCCAAGACCUCAAAGUUGCACAAGCAUCUGUCCGUAGUUGACUAUACCGUUCUUGAAAGUCCGAUAUCUAGUGCAGAGUUAGAUCUCCCUAGAAAUGAGAGUAUCGGCUCCUUAGCUUCAGGUAUACGAGAUGCCUUUACAACAUAUAAGCAAGGUGAAACCAUACACGACUGCUGCGUAAUCUUCCUAGUACAGGAUCCGGAAAGAAAUAUUUUUGACCAACGGCAUCUCGAGUACGACCUCCAGCAGCAUGAGUCCCCAGUCCCAGUAUUCCGCCUUGCAUUUUCCGAGGUCCUCUCGAAAACAACCAUCGCAGAUACCCCCCGCCGUCAACUCCUCUACCAGCCCCCGAGUAGCCCUACAAAAUUGUUCGAAGUAGCCGUAGUCUAUUUCCGCGCUGGCUAUGGCCCGCAAGACUAUCCUUCCCCGGAUGCCUGGAAAGCACGCCUGCAAAUUGAGCGUUCAAACGCCAUUAAAUGCCCCAGCAUCCUAACCCAACUGGCGGGCGCAAAGAAAGUGCAACAAGUCCUCGCAACACCAAUAUCACAUUCGGCGCCUUCAAUCCUAACACGCUUCUUCAAAGAUUCUCCUGCAGAAAUAGAGAAUCUUUCUAAAACGUUCACAAACAUAUAUCCCCUCGAUGACUCUCCUGCUGGACAAGAAGCCCGCAAAAUAGCCCUUGACCCAGAGCGCUGCAAGAGCUACGUUCUGAAACCGCAACGUGAGGGUGGGGGUAACAACACAUACCGCUCCGCUAUCCCGCCCUUCCUAAGGUCACUUCCAGAAUCGCAUUGGAAGUCAUUUAUCCUGAUGGAGCUCAUUACCCCACCACCAGUGCGAAAUCUGAUUCUACGAAACGGGGUGAUUGAGAAAGGGGGUGUGAUUUGCGAGUUGGGUAUUUAUGGAACCUGCCUUUGGGAUCAGAAGAGUAAGGAGGUCUUAUAUAAUGAAGAGGCGGGAUAUUUGUUGAGGACCAAGGGGGAUACGAGCGAGGAGGGAGGUGUCGCGGCGGGUUUUGGGAGCAUGGAUAGUUGUCGGCUUGUCUAG
Molecule: messenger RNA, 1548 nt
Organism: Venustampulla echinocandica
Lineage: Eukaryota; Fungi; Ascomycota; Leotiomycetes; Helotiales; Pleuroascaceae
Product: Glutathione synthetase
Exons: 4
Coding region: 1-1548 (515 amino acids)
Biological process (GO): glutathione biosynthetic process
Cellular component (GO): cytosol
Molecular function (GO): glutathione synthase activity; ATP binding; glutathione binding
Source: RefSeq, a predicted model, not a curated record